AUGGCCGCACAACAACAACCUCCCGUUCAAUAUGCAUGCAAUGUUGCCAUUCCAGCCCGGCUGUGGCAUGUUGUUGUGGCGUUAGUACUUUGUGUAGGAUUUCUGUUGGUGGAUGUCCAGCAGAUCUUCCACACUCUUGGCUUUUUCGAAGAACAGAAGACCAACAGCGACAGCAGCAAUGGCAACCAGAGUGCAUCGGAUCUUUUGACGCGGAUGGAAUUGUUCUUGGAGGAGAGAGUCCAAAUGGAAAAGCGACAAAUGGUAGACUAUGGCAACUACUUUCAAAACCUUUUCUUCGAUGCUAACGCUUCCAACGGCAUCAACAACACCACGAAUGCAAGCACUUUACGGAAAAUCCGAGGAAAACUUUCCUUUUUCAACCCGGAAAACCCAACAGGGUUGGUUGGUUGGAACAGCCUGAAGGAUCGACUCAAACAAAAGGUUCUUACGGCACAACUAAACGAUCAGCAACGGUCCAACAAAAAGACGAAAGAUCCAAACAACAAUUCUACUGCAUCAGAGCUUGUCAAGUUUGUUUUUGCGAUUGCCGGUCAUUCCUCUUCGGCGGGGCAUGGGAACUUUGAAAGGGAUUCGUAUGGAGCUGUCAUGGACCGUGUUGUGGCUCCACUCUUUUCAGCAUUGGGGGUCCAACUCGAAACGAGAUCGUAUGGCAUGUCGGGCAAACCGUCGGCUCCAGAAAUGGCACUCUGUCAAGAAGCCAUUCUGGGAACCGACGUCGAUGUCGUCUUGUGGGAUUAUGCCCUGACGGAUAAUGGCAAAGUGUUUCAGUUGCCCUACUGGAUAGCUCGGGCCAUCAGUCGCAAGAGUCCUCCCAUUGUUUUGGUGCAUCACAGUGUUGGUGACAGAUACAAACCGGUCAUUGCCGAGCUCUAUGCCAACCACCCUCACUUGCCAUUGAUGGUUGGGAAUGCCACCGUUGUGGGUCAGGUCGAAGCUGCCGUUCCCGACAGCCUUCAAGUUGACGGCAAUGUGUCGCCCUUACCGCCCCUCUUACAAUUUCUGCGAUGCGGGCAAUCCUUGGAACGCAAUGUCUUUUGCAAAGAUUACAAAUUCAAUCGACAAAUCUGUCCCGACAGGUACUGGAUGAUGGAUUGGCAUCCAGGAUACAAACGAUUGGCAUUGUGGGGGCACUUGCUCGCAUUGUUCCUGGCAGAUGCCAUGGACGAAGCAAUCUACGAAUUGCAGAAUGAGAUGAAAGCAACGAUGAACCGCGGUAGCGAGUCGUCUGUGCUGCAGCUGUUGUUGCAGCAACUUGACCGGAAGUGGCAUGAGCAGAAUCGGAACAUGGUCAAGGACAGUGCCAGCUCUCAACCCCUACUCAACUUCAAAGGGAUCCCCUUAGACCAACAAUUGAAUUUGGAAGGCAACAAUAGAAAAGUCAAAACGAAAGAUGUCAUUCUUUGGUUUUAUCACUCCAGGAACAUUUGUCGGACCAUGCGGCUUCCAUCGCAACAGCGCUACAAGGGAAUCUCGACGGGAUAUCCAUUCCCGUCCAUUUACUUCAAGAACCAUCACAACAGCAGCAGUGUUGCCGUCGCUCCCGAAGAAGGACUGGAACAUGAAGUGAUCGUGGCAACUUUUGGAAGCACCACAGCCAGAAGACAGGAUGUUGAUUCCAAUGAUGCCCUUCCAUUGGAGUUGGGGUACGAUGCAUUGGCACGAAGAUCCCAGCGUUCUUGCACCAGUGACAUUACAAAUCGAGACUUUUCUGAUUACAUGUACGCCACGGAUCAAUGGCGAUAUGCAGUGUUGCCUUCCCAAGCCGAACGGGAGGAAUAUCUUGCAAUCGACAAUACUGCUGGAGGCAAUGAUGGGGGGCAUCAAGAACAGCGCUUUCAUCAACUACGUGGCAUUAUUCUUGCAUGUCCACUGCAAUGUAAACGACAAACCAAGGCAUGUUACGGUGAUGAAAUUGGGAAAGAACAUUGGAAUGAUUACUUGCAAUGGCAUGUCAAUGAUGUAUCCAAGGGGAUUUCCAUGAUUCCUUUCCUUGGUGGGGAAUGUGCUGUGUUGCGCCACAGUCAGCCAAGAACAAUGGGGAGUAAUGUCAUCUUCCCUCCACGAAAGGAUGGCACCUUUGAAAUACGAGUGCGCAUCAAACCUCAUCAGGAACCUGAAGGUCCCAAAAUUUUGCAGCUGUCCUCCAUCGUGCUGAUCUAA
This is a messenger RNA of Seminavis robusta, 2181 nucleotides long. Lineage: Eukaryota; Bacillariophyta; Bacillariophyceae; Naviculales; Naviculaceae. The record is from the annotation of a GenBank genome assembly.